AUGUGGUCGCUUGGCUUGCUCGCUGCUUCCGUGCCUCUGCUCAGCGCUGCUGCUCCGACGCUGAGCGCACGCAACAACUUCCACUACAAGAUCGAUCCAAAGUGUCCCCAAGGCACCACGCCUGGCUUUGAAGUCUACACUGCGCGCUACGAUGUGCCGGCCAAAAAGUUCUACGAAAAGGUCGGAUCGUUUUUUGACGAAGAGUGGUACAUCGGCUUGCCACCCAACGCCACACGGGGCCCAGACAACACGCCUGGCUCUGUGCGCGAGAUCGACUUUGCCGGAACGAUCCUGCACGAGCAGCUGAUCAAGUACAUCCACAAGCCGGCACUGCUCGAGCUCGAGUGGCAUCUGGUCAACGGACCGAUCAACGUCACCGGUGCUGUGGCCGACGAUCCGCCCGAUGAGAGGAUCCUGUUCGGAAGCUAUACCGAAGACCUGCGUGUCGAGUCGAUUUGCGAAGGCACAGCCACCUUUAUCACUUUUACCGGUCGCUACUGCUUCGACAAGCCCGGCCCGGCGUACAAGGUGUUUGACGUGGCUCACUCGUCGUCCAUCGAGGCUGUUGCAAAAGGCCUCAACGCUACGCUGCUAGAGGGCAACGGCACAUGUCCCCAGGCGUAG
This is a messenger RNA of Moesziomyces antarcticus, 624 nucleotides long. RefSeq lists its product as uncharacterized. The coding region runs from base 1 to 624 and encodes 207 amino acids. NCBI's taxonomy places the organism in Eukaryota, Fungi, Basidiomycota, Ustilaginomycetes, Ustilaginales, Ustilaginaceae. The transcript has a single exon. The record is from RefSeq and is a predicted model, not a curated record.